GAAACCAACAACUCAUUCAAUUUAUAAAACCCUUUAUUUCCUUCAACAAUCCAACACAAUUUCUCAGAGAAAGAGAUGAGCAGCUUUGAAUCAGAAGAAGAGAAGCUUUUUCAAAUGGUUCAUGACUUCAUGGAAUCAUCAGAAUCACCAUCUUCUUCUUCCUCUUCUUCACCUCUUGCUUCCUCUUCUUCAAACAUAAAUAUUUCCACCUCCUUAGCUCUACAGGAGAUCUUGACGAGUGUGACAGAAUCUGAAAGUGAAGUGUUGGAGUGUGUGUUGAAGCAUACAGAGAAAUCUUCUGGUAAUUUGAUGAAGAAAUGGUUAGUUUUGAAGCUCAAAAUGGAUGGCUUUAAUGCUUCUCUUUGUCAAACUUCUUGUGUCACUUCCUUAGGCUUCCCUGCUGGUGACUAUGAAUACAUAGAAAUCAUGUUGCCAGAAAACAAAAAAAACACAAACACAAACAACAGGCUAAUAGUGGACACAGAUUUCAAGUCACAAUUUGAGCUAGCGAGGCCAACACAAACCUACAAAGAACUCACAGAAAAAAUCCCAUCCAUUUUUGUUGGAAAUGAAGAGAAGCUCAACAAGAUAAUCUCUCUCCUUUGCUCAGCUGCAAAGCAAUCACUCAAAGAGAGAGGCCUCCACAUUCCUCCAUGGAGGACCAGAAGUUACAUGCACUCAAAAUGGCUUUCUUCUGCAAGAAGCACUCAUCACCAAAUGGCGAAAAAUUCCAUUGGUUUUAUUAGCAGAGAAAAAUUACAGGAAACAAGAGGUGGUUCACAUGGAGUUAUAAGCAAAAAGAGAAGAGAUUUCAGAGGUGGAUCGUCAGGGUUGUCAAGUCAGUUUUCGGAUAUGGGCAUAAACUGUUGCUGAUAGCUUUAGUUUUUGCUGCAGCUGGCUGCUGAGUUUUCUAAUUUUGGCAGAGAGAUUCUCCAAAUUUUGGAACUUUUUUUUUUUUUGUUUUUUGUUUUUUUGUUUUUGAUGUCUGGCUUGGUACGAUACACUUGAGUAUUGGAUCCUUUAUG
Pistacia vera is the source of this 1025-nucleotide messenger RNA. RefSeq lists its product as uncharacterized. The transcript has 3 exons. NCBI's taxonomy places the organism in Eukaryota, Viridiplantae, Streptophyta, Magnoliopsida, Sapindales, Anacardiaceae. The record is from RefSeq and is a predicted model, not a curated record. Bases 76 to 873 code for a protein of 265 amino acids.